This is a messenger RNA of Amoebophrya sp. A25, 2371 nucleotides long. NCBI's taxonomy places the organism in Eukaryota, Dinophyceae, Syndiniales, Amoebophryaceae. The record is from the annotation of a GenBank genome assembly.
AAGACAUGACUGUCACUCAAACGCAAUGGCACUACACGAAAAAGGAGCUCGGUCACUUCAUGCUAUCAGCAACUUCGAGAAACUCAAUCAGGAGAAAGAAGUUUUAGUAGUAUGAUUCAUCAACAGUAUGAACACAAGGUAUAGUUAUUCUUAAAAAUAUUGGAAGAUCCUACACCUACACAUCACGGCGCAUGUCGUGAUAUCCGUUUUUUUAUGCCGUGUUUUACUGAAGAACCCAACGAGAGAUACUUGCGUUCUUUGAAGACGAGACCAAUAUUGAUUAGAGGUACCGUGGUUCGGGAAGAAAUUGCAAUUCUGAGUCUCACACAAAAACAGAAGAUCAGCAAGACAAACCCUAACGAGAAAACUCUUGAAUUCGUGUUUGGAUCACCUUCUUGUUUAAAAACUGGACCUAGGUCCUGUGUGCAUAAGCUCAACAACGACACGUUCAUCAGUGUUAGAUACUAAAUUUGUUGGCUUCUCGGUCUAAUGAUCAAGCAGAUCAAAAUAGGACUAGGAGUCGUUUAUGAUAGGAAAUAGAUAUACACAAUACGAAGUCCAAAACUUUUUUCACUUUGCUUUCCUGUAUCACCAACGUCCUGCAUCAAUUUCAUGUGAUUUUCAGCCCCGGCCUCUUUUUGUCCAGAAGUAAUCCUGAUUCCUGAGUUUGAAUUUCUGUUUGUGAUUUUUCUAUCAACAUCAAACUAAGUUAGAGCUAUUUGCCACAAAAUGUUUUCGGAGAAGUAGCUAGGAACAUUUGUUCCUCCAGUGUUUGAUGUUGUGAACCUCGUUUUCUUCACAUUCCAUUGUUCUAGUCCUCGUCUGACUGUAGUUGUAAAAAAAAAACAAAAAGAUGGGUGGCGAUGGCGGCUGCGUUCCGCAGCGUGCGGACAUGGUCAAGACCGCGGGUUUCCGACUGAUCAAUAAAGUCGGCGGACCGUCGGGUUUCUUGGCCAACACGUUUAUCAUGGUUGGAGACGAUAGUGUGGGAAGAAAAGAAGGAAAAAUCUUACGCAUGACAUCCUGCCGCAUGACAAAUGAGCCGCUAACAAAGGAUACGCCAAUAAUGGCCGACCGACUCGGCAACCUAUUUCUGAAGGAGGAGAUCAUAAGCCGGCUCCUCGCAAAAAGAAUACCUGAGCCUUUCAUGCACAUAACCAAGCUGAAAGACCUCAAGGAUGCGAAGGUAUAAACUUCAUCUUGAUUUUUCCAAUUCAAGAUAUCUUUGCGAGAUGAUUCCUGGAAGACAGAUUAAAUUGCCUUUGCAGGAGCACGGCAUCUCCAUCUGUUCUGGUCUACAACUGCCUCAUAGUAUAACUCAUCUUGUUGAAAACAUCAAGACGACCGAAAAUCAUGUUGAUUGCCUCACCUAUCUUUAUUAUCCUCUUCAUGUGGUGGAUGCGUAGCCAUAGCCUAUUUCUUAAGCACUUUAAUAUCUCGUAUGGACGUGUGGGCCCUUAACUACUUUGCUGCUCCAAAACGUUCCGGCGUAAAAACAAACUGGAGAGCAUUGUAGACGUUUUCGGUUCGAGGUGAUCAUGCAUUAGACUAGAUCGGUAGUUGUCUUGUCUUACCUCUGUCAUCGGUUUCGAUGUUGUGACACCUCAAAAAAUUUUCAUCAGACUGUUAUUAUCCUCUUCCUCACAUAUCUCUACUCAGAUAACAUUCGAGAGCGGUCGCAACUCUAAGAGAAGUUCGGACGAUAAGCGGCAUCACAUGGUCUGCCCACUAGUAGGGAAGGAGAUUGAUGAUGGCACCACGCGCGCCGUGAUUCUCUGGAAGUGUGGCUGCGUUUUGAGUAUGACUGGUCUCGAUUCGGUCCCCUCAACUGACCGAUCAUGCCCGUCAUGUGGGGAGCCUGAUGCGCUCGUUACGCCUCCCAGUAAGGACGCGCCAGCGACUCGAGUACAGUUAGCGGCAGACCUGGAGGAGGGAAAAAAGCUGUACGACCGACUUCCGCAGAAGAUACGAGACAAAAUAGAGGCUGCGCAGAAAGUAGCUGGUAAACGCGCAGCACGAGAACAAGGGCAAGGAUCAUCAGCAGCAGGAGCUGACGACGAUCCAGAUGAAGGAGCCAUGUCGCCAAAGAGGAGACGGGUGAACGCCUCACAAAGCGGCAGAUCAGAAGUUUUCAGAUCUAUCUUUAAGGCGCCAGGGGAGAUAACGAGUUGUCCACGAGACGGCUUCGGAACUGGCGGAGGAGCGCGAAGAUAAAACACUUUGGACACGACUGAAGAUACCUUUUCCACCAUCACUUAAACAUUCUUGGAGGGAUCCCCUCAAUGUCAUUGCUGCAGCCCAGCCAAAGCGACUAUGGUUUUCUUCUCGAACGAAAAGCUUUCGCACCACCAGUGGUCAGCAGCUCAUGUAU